AUUUUUAAAAAUUGCCCCUUUUCUAACCGUAUGGCGGCUUGGUCCCAUACCAGUAAGUUGUUGCAGUUCCAAACUUCCAAUUCGCCGGCCGCUGUCCAUACCCCUAGUCGGCGUCUGUGAUCUAUAAAUCUUCUAUCCGUUUGGUGUGGCUCGCCAUAUUGUUUUUGCUUCCUUUCACUUUUAAUUUGUUCCGAUGGCUACAAGAGAAGGUAAAAAGACGGUCUUGAAGUUCGAAUCGGAGGAUGACGUUGCGGUGGCUCUUGCAAAAUACACCGCCGAUUUAUCGGGGAAGUUUAUCCGGCAGAAAAACUCUUUCACUGUUGUCCUCUCCGGUGGCAGUCUCAUCGACACUAUGAGGUAAUCUUUCAUCCGAUUUUAAUAUACUUUUUUUUCAUUUGCCUGUUUUGAGCCUUUAGGGAUGAAGAUGAUUGUUGAUUGAAUAGGAAACUAGUGGAUGAUCCAUACAAGGAAUCAGUGGAUUGGUCAAAAUGGUUGAUCUUUUGGGUGGAUGAGAGGGUGGUUCCUCUCGAUCACCCUGACAGCAAUUAUCUGCUUGCCUUCAAUGGCUUUCUUUCCAAGGUUCCAAUUCCCUCUACAAACAUAUUCGCAAUAAAUGACAAGAAAUCACCUGAAGGAGCUGCAGAUGAUUAUGAAACUCGCCUCAGGCAGCUGGUGGAGUCCAAAAUUUUGCCUGUCUCUCCCACUGGCUUUCCCCAAUUUGAUCUAAUGCUGCUAGGCAUGGGCCCAGACGGACACGUGGCAUCUCUAUUCCCAAAUCAUCCUCAGCGUCAUGAGAAGGAACGUUGGGUAACUUUCAUCACAGACUCACCGAAACCGCCACCCCCAAGGAUCACCUUCACAUUCCCGGUGAUCAACUCUGCUUCUGAGAAUGCAAUGGUGAUUACCGGUGGUGAGUUGGCUUACAUGGUGAAUAUUGCUUUGGGUGAUGGGGUGGCUCCUGAUGGGGUACCCCCACCUUGCACUGAGGUUUCUGCUGAGGAUGAGUUGACCUGGUUCUUGGAUAAGGAUGCAGCUUCUAAACUGAGAUGAACCUAGCUUAUGAUCUUGGAUUCUAAGAACCAACUAAGGCAAUUAGACUAAUAGUUAUGAUGAUAAUAAUAACAAUAAUACUUUAUUGCCGGUCGUCCUGUUGGUAAUGUAGAUUUGUUGUAACUGGAUCCUGAAGAAUGAAUAAGAUGUGCAAUGCGUGACAUGGCCUGACCUCC
Messenger RNA from Cuscuta europaea, 1226 nucleotides. NCBI's taxonomy places the organism in Eukaryota, Viridiplantae, Streptophyta, Magnoliopsida, Solanales, Convolvulaceae. The record is from the annotation of a GenBank genome assembly.